Messenger RNA from Triplophysa rosa, 3785 nucleotides. RefSeq names its product GTPase IMAP family member 8. Lineage: Eukaryota; Metazoa; Chordata; Actinopteri; Cypriniformes; Nemacheilidae. The record is from RefSeq and is a predicted model, not a curated record. The transcript has 7 exons. Gene Ontology annotation, molecular function: GTP binding.
GGGCAGUAGUGAGAUCCGAGUUUCGGUCAUAUAUGUGAAUCCUGACGUUAAAUCCUAAUGUAGAAAAAGUUGUUACAACGUCCUGCUUUACUGGCUGUUACUUAUUUUCCGUUAAGGAGUUCUCUGUUUUAAACCUGUUCUUGAAAAUGGAAGUAACUGCAAAUCUAAAUUUGGUCCUACUGGGAAAUAUAGGAGCUGGAAAAAGUGAAUCAGGAAACACAAUACUGGGACGACAAGCUUUUAAAUCAAGGACAAGUUUCUCUUCAGUCACACAAGAUGUUGCUGUUGAAUCUGAAACUGUCUGUGGGUUUCCAGUCACUGUUUAUGACACACCAGGAUUCUGUGACGCAGACAUGAGUGUAGAAAAGAUUCGGCAGGUAACUGAGAAGGUUCUGCAGAGAUGUGAAUCAGGCCUGUGUGCAUAUCUGCUGGUUGUCAAAGCUGACAGAUUCACUGAAAACAAAAGAAGAACUGUGGAGAUGAUUGAGAAGCUACUGGGGGAAAAACGCUUGCAGAAAACCUGGAUUCUCUUCACCGGAGGAGAUGAACUGGAAGACAUGACCAUAGAAGAAUUCAUCAAUGAGACUGAAUCGUUGAAGAAACUCGUUCAGAAAUAUGACCAGAGAUACCAUGUGUUUAACAACAAGAGGAGAGAACAUACUGGACAAGUUCAAGAGCUGUUUAUAACAAUACAUAAGGCAUUUAGACACACAAUAAAAAACACUUAUGGUUUGGACACAGUAGUGCCAAAUAAUCCUCAGCUAAGAAUCCCCAUCAACAUUCAUGAUAUUCCUGUCGCCGAUCGUUUAUCCAGACGGAUUGUUCUUCUGGGUAAAACUGGUGUUGGGAAGAGUGCAGCUGGAAACACAAUACUGGGACAGAAGGUGUUCAGAUCUGUUAUUUGAAUGAUCGCAGUAACCAGUGAAUGUUCAGAGAAGCACGGCAUUGUUUCAGGCAGAUCUGUGUCUGUAGUUGAUACUCCUGGAUUCUUUGACACACAGAUGAAACCUGAUGAGUUAAUAACAGAGAUAGGCAGAAGUGUUUAUUUAUCCAGUCCAGGACCGCACGCUUUUCUCAUUGUGUUUAGAGUAGGUGACCUAUUCACGGAACAGGAGCAGGAGAUUCCUCAGAAAAUUGAGACGUUGUUUGGUCAGGAGGUGUUAAAAUACUCCAUCAUUCUCUUCACUCGUGGAGAUGAGCUAGAAGACGAGACCGUAGAGGAGCUCAUUGAGGAGAACGGAGAUUUAAGACGUCUAGUUGAUCAGUGUGGAGGCAGAUAUCACGUCUUCAACAAUAAAGAUAAAAAUAACAGAGAGCAGGUGAAUGAUCUACUGCAAAAGAUUGAUGCAAUGAUAGAGCAGAAUGGAGGAGGACACUACAGUAAUCAGAUGUAUGAAGAUGCUCAGAGACUCAGGCGAGAGGAAGAAGAGAGGAUGAUAAGGUUGAGAGAGGACACAAUAGAGAGAAUGAUAAUGAAAUUGGAGAGAGUGAGAAGGGAGAGAGCAAUAGAAAUACAAGAGCAAAGGCUAGCAGACGUAGAAAGCAGUGGAUUAAGAAGGUUUUUGCCUAGGGGUAGUAUUUUGCAUCGUUUAAUCACUGCUGGAGCUUUAGUUGUUGCUGCACCUGUUGCUGUUGCUGUUGCUGUUGUUGCUGCACCUGUAGUUGCUGUUGGUGCUGUUGGUGCUGCUGUUGGUGCUGCUGCUGUUGGUGCUGCUGCUGUUGGUGCUGCUGCUGCUGAUAAAAUACAGAGAGUGGAAAAUGAGAGAAGAAAACUGAAGGAAAUGAAACAGGAGCUUGAGAGAGUAAGAACAAAUAGGAGUUAGGUCAACAGAAGAAUAAAGAGAAGGAUUAAGAAUUGGAGAAGCCGGCAGUAACAGUCCUGCCGCAUGCUUUAUUCAACGGCUACUAAUAUCAGCCUGAAAAAGGCUGAAAAACUCUCUGCUUAAGAUGGCAUUAAUAUGGCUGAUCAGCAUCAUCCUCACUGCUGUGCUCCAGCUGGAAAACUGAAGAACAGUCCAGCAUGUAAAAGAGUCAGAACACCUGCAAACAAACAUUUCCACAUCCUGCUGAUGAGGCGACACUGGAUCAGAGACCAAAAGACAGAGAAGAACACAUUUAAACUGUUUAUCAGUGUUCCUGGAGGCGUGAUUAUGAGUAUAACUCUAGUACACAGCGGGUGAGAGAGGAAAACAGACAUGCAGCUCAAGCUGAAAUAAGAUAGACUCAACACUGUGAGAUCUUGAGGACACAAGACAAGACUUUAUUGUCUUUUCCUUGAGCAAUUGUGCUAUCUCUCCCUUUGCGCCAUCUUGGGGUGAUUUCACAAAUUAUUGUUACCAUUAUUUUUGUAAUUUUGUAUUUAAUUUGAGAAAACUGAAAAAAAUGCUGUAUUAAAUAUGUAUUAUACAGUAAUGUUCUAUAAACUGUAUCUAGAAUAACUAUAAAUUGUCAUUAAAAUCUUAAUUUGUAAUCUUGUACCUGGUUUUGGAAAAUGUUACAAAAACAGCUGCUUUGAAUGAGGUUUGAGUGGUUUGAGAGAUGGCAAGUGUUACAUAGUUAAACGGUGCAUAGCUGGUGUGUGGAUGGUAAACAGUAUUCUGAUUGAAGAAACUGGAUUUUGAAUUGCAUUAAAACUUGUAGCCAUAAAUGAAACCAAUUCUUUCUAAACAAAAACGUCUAGCUGUGCCUGAGCCACAGUUACAGUAGAAAACAUAAGGAAAGAGUGUUCUGAUCAUGAGAUCAUUAGUUUGCAACUGAAUUGUUAAAUGAUCUUCAGACAUUUCAGCUUUUUUUUUUGUCUAAAGCAAAAAUACCUGGCACCUGGAACAUAAGAGUGGGCAAUUCUCUUUUUUUUUUUUACAAUUCUCUGUCCAUUACAAAACAAGAAAAGUAAAACUGGAUGAAAAUGGUGAUGUUUAAGUAAUAUGUUCCGGCUUUCUAUGACCUUAAAAAAACUAAAUACAGUAUUGAUCUGAAAAAGAACACUAAAUCUUGCGAAAAUCUGAACAUGUUUUACAGUACGUGUUCAAAAGAGUAAAGAGUCACAACUAGAGUUUGUUAUAUGGUUUAUUGAUAUGGCUGAAUAACAUAUAAGGUCUCAGAAAAUGUCUGUGACAAAAACAGAUAAUGAGGAAUGUUGAAGAAUAUAUUAUGUUUGAUUUAUAGCAAUAAAGAUUACAUGAUAACUUAAAAGAAACAUUUAGGAGCGCUGCUUGUUGAAAGGACCUCCAUUUUAUUGUCCCAGAAGGUGCUCUUUGGUUGGGUUCAAAAUCAAAACAAAAAAUGCAAAUCCAAGGCACUUCUUCCAGUUCCAAAAUGUUGAAAAGUCCUUAUUCAAACAUGGCUCAUUAUAGAAACAUUAAAAAUGACUAAAACACUGCACACUGAUGCAUUUCUGCCAUGCAGCCUUCCUCAGAGUGUGUCAAGUAAAUUAGUCACAGUUGUAGUUAUAAUCAGUUGCUCUAGAAAAUAGGAGAAACCAAAAUAAUCAUCAUAGGGGGACCAAUAGCAUCAUUAACAAUUACAUACUACAAUCACAUAACAAAAAAAAAUAGAAAAAAAAACCUUGACAAGAAUAAUCAGAAUGAUAAUCAUUUCAUAAAUAUGGAGAUAAAUCCAAUUCCUCAUUCAAACCAGGAAAGAUAGUGGCUUUAAACUGAAAAAUCCCAAAGGCUUCCCUUUGUGAAAGUCUUUGUAAUCUAUCACCCUUUCUGAUCGAUCCAGUUCCAAUUUUCAAACCAAAAAUCUUUGCUCCUAGUGACAAAAUUGCUCCUAGUGACAAAAUU